This is a messenger RNA of Cryptomeria japonica (Japanese cedar), 2702 nucleotides long. RefSeq names its product EIN3-binding F-box protein 1. Bases 498 to 2180 code for a protein of 560 amino acids. The record is from RefSeq and is a predicted model, not a curated record. NCBI's taxonomy places the organism in Eukaryota, Viridiplantae, Streptophyta, Pinopsida, Cupressales, Cupressaceae. The transcript has 8 exons. Gene Ontology annotation, cellular component: SCF ubiquitin ligase complex. Gene Ontology annotation, molecular function: protein binding. Gene Ontology annotation, biological process: SCF-dependent proteasomal ubiquitin-dependent protein catabolic process.
GGAUACCCCUCAGUCCUUGGCUCUUAGCUAAAGAGGUUCAGCCUAUUGACUCAUGCUCCUGUAUCUAGUGGCAAAAAAUACUUUGUGAAGGCCCUCGCUAGACUGACAACUCAAGGCUUCAUGCCUUUGCUAAGCUGUCGGAGAUCUAUGACAGGUCUAGACUUCCCAAAGAAAAAAAAUUGAAACUAAAAACUAUCGCACGUCUAGACCUCCCAAUAAAAAAAAGAAAAAGAAGAAAAAGAAAAAAGCUCAGAACCGCUUUUAUUUCCGUAUUUCUCUUCCUCGACUUUAUACAAACAAAAUUCAAAAUAAUAAAAAUGGCAGUUCACACAGUAGCGUAGAACAGCAUCUGUUUUAGUGUUUUUCUCCCUAAACUGUAUACAAACAAAAUUCAAAUUAAAACUGGCAGAUCGCACUCAAUAGCUAAGAAGCGCCUUUGCUUUUGUGUUUCCCUCUCGAAACUUUAUAGAUUGGGAACCUGAAAGGAGAAAAUAACAAUGGGGAAGAGGAGAAGGAAAAAUGCAGGGGAAGUCAUGGACAGCGCAGAAAUCCUGCCUGAUGAUGUGUUGCUUGCAAUUUUCUCGCACAUUUCAACGCGAGAUUUGCUUUCUCGCUUGGCUCUCGUCUGCAAGCGCUGGCUUCGCCUCGUUAAAUCUCAGUCGGUUAAGGAGCUGCUACCUUCUGUUCUUUGCUGCUACAACUGCCCUUGGGCAUCUUUGAGGGAGGAGGACUUCUUGAAGCUAUGGUCUUGCUAUAGUAACUGUUUGGAGAAAGUGAGCUUGAAUGGAUACAAGCUGGGUGUUGACCGUGUCGUUAGCCUAAUAGCAUCCUGCCCUAAUCUGAAGGAUCUAUCAGUUGUUUCAUGUCCAUCACUUGUCCCAUUUUACCUAGAAAUUAUUGCAAAUAUUCUUCCAGUUCACCUUGUCAAUCUUGACUUUCAUGUUGACAGCCAAUUUCACUUGAAAUUACCAGCUCUUUUUGAUAGAGUUCUUGAUGCUGUGAGUCACAGAUGCCCACAUCUUCAGAAGUUAGACCUUGAUAGCUGCAUACAAGUCUCAAGAGAUUGUCUGUUUCGAUUUUUAGAUUUAAAGAUGUCCAUCAAAAGCCUUAAUUUAUGUUGUGAUACUGUUGGAUGGCCAGAACUUGCUAAUAUCUUUGUAUCGCUUAAACAUUUAGAACACUUGUCUAUUGUAUCAUCAAAGCUCAACGAAUCUGCAGAUACUAGCGAUGAAGAGGAUUAUCUGUUAGAUAGGAGGAGGAUGAGAAGUAGGAUGCGUCUUAGAAAUGUGGAAUAUGCAUCUUCUCUUUCGGAUUUCAAGUCAUAUGUUACUUCAUUUCCUUGUCGUUUGUCCUCAUUACGGCUCUACCAUUCUCCACAUCAUUCUGUAUCUUUCACUUCAGCUCCAUCCAUUGCAUUAUUAAAGAGUCUUGGCCACCAAAUACAUCAUUUGCAUGCACAAAAUGUAUUCAACGGAGGUUGGCAUUCUAUUUCAGUUUGGUGCGCUGGUCUUGAAACCUUAGAUUUGUCACAUGCAAAGAACAAGGAUCUUCAGUUAACUGGGAUUGAAGAAGUGAUUUUAUGUGGCCUUCCACGCUUGUUAAGAAAUCUGAAAAGAAUAGCUCUUCCUUUUGUAUUUGAUGAUGUUCUUGUGGAGCUUGGUCAGUUCUGCCCCAAACUUAAGGAGCUUAGAUUUGAGGGUUUCAGUUGCAAAAUUUCUAAAUCAACUAAAAAGCACCUAGUUACUGACAGAGGAGUUAUAGCAAUUACUGAAGGUUGUUCUGAACUUGAAGUAUUGAGCUUGAGUGGUUGCAAUAAGGUGACUGACUCAGCCAUAAGGGAACUUGCAUUUCGAUGUAGAAAAUUAAAGAUUUUACAUCUUUCUAGCUGCAAGAAGCUAACAGAUAUUGGAGUCACAAUUCUCCUGCAACAACUACAUGGUUCAUUGUGCCUGCUUGAUCUUGUGGGUUGUAAAAAUAUCACCAAAGACAUCAUUACUUCUUUAUCCCUCCUCAAAGAGGACCAAGGCUUUAAUAUUCAAGUAUUGGCAAUCUCUAAGCGUCUCUGGGCAUCCUCCGAAGCAGAGCUUAUGAAAUUAAAGAUGUGUGCUCCGAACUUGAGUGUAAGAGUAGGUUCAUGCAAGAUUAUAUGGGAUGGAUUUUAUCAUUUACGGACUUGGUAACUUCAACUACAUGUCAGAUGAUGCAAAAUCGAAGGAUACAAUUCAAGAUUGUUAUACAUAAUGAGAACAUGUGCAAAGGAAAUUAUGUAGAAAUGCAUUUCUUAGAGAAGACUUUCCUGUGCACAACUAUCUGCUUACAGUUGGUGCAUCUCUUUUUUGUUUUUAAGGUUUAUCCUCUAGACAUUUCUCUAAUUUCAUUUGUUUAUAUUUAUUUCAGAUUAUGAUUUUCUUUGACGGUUGGUUAGAUCUGUCAAGCAGUGUAUAAAAGGAUGUAUUUCUUCUUUUUUACUUUUUUAUUAUUUUGAGAAUUGCAGCUGUAAAUUCAAAAGGAACUCUGUUAAGGUGAAGGAAGGUGAUUUUUUAGGUUACUGCUAAAUACACACCACUUUGGUGAAUGACAUUUUUUUUUUAAUGAAGCCCACAUAGGGAAUUAUUUUGUAUUUUUCUUAUUUGAAUGUUCAAAUUUGUACUUAAGGUAUUGACAUGACUGAACUUGUGAUAAAUUAAACUUUUCCAGUCCAA